GAUACGCGUGCUGACAACGUCAACAUAGUUGCAAUGUCGAUUUUCAAUUUCAACUGCAAUACCGUGUCGUAAAUUUAUUUAUUAAAUAUACCUCGAGUUUAUUAGUGAAAUGUAAAUAUUUCGCUAUAGUGAAAUGUCCUGCAACAUGUGUAAAACUGCAUUUACAAAUUAAAGAUACACUUUUUUGAUUAUUUUGGUUACAGAUAGUUUACGGAAGUUUGUGAUUUUAAGACAAUUUCUUGAAAUAUGUUACUCUUCUGUCCUAACUGUUCAAACCGAAUACGCAUUGAAAGCUCUGAACGCCUUCGAUUCUCCUGCAACUCCUGUCCCUACAUAUUCAACAUCUCAAGGAAAAUUAGCGACCGAGCCUACCCAAAACUGAAAGAAGUUGAUGACGUUCUGGGAGGCAGUGCUGCCUGGGAAAACGUCGAUUCUACCGCAGAACGCUGUCCAAAGUGUUCGCACGAUCGUGCAUAUUUUAUGCAAAUUCAAACCCGAUCUGCUGACGAACCAAUGACAACAUUCUACAAAUGUUGCAACCCUCAAUGUGGUCACAACUGGCGCGAAUAAAGUUACAACUAAAGAGAACAAUGAUGAAUGCAGAUUACAUGGGUCCUGUGAAAUAUUCGCUGAACGCAGCCUUGAAGGAAUUAAGAUAUUCAAAAGGCCAGCAACACUGGUUUUGCGGUGGCGAAAGAAGU
Belonocnema kinseyi is the source of this 701-nucleotide messenger RNA. It is a transcript of the gene Polr3K, whose product is annotated as DNA-directed RNA polymerase III subunit RPC10. Lineage: Eukaryota; Metazoa; Arthropoda; Insecta; Hymenoptera; Cynipidae. Gene Ontology annotation, biological process: termination of RNA polymerase III transcription; DNA-templated transcription. The transcript is spliced from 3 exons. The coding region runs from base 247 to 570 and encodes 107 amino acids. Gene Ontology annotation, molecular function: zinc ion binding; nucleic acid binding; DNA-directed RNA polymerase activity. The record is from RefSeq and is a predicted model, not a curated record. Gene Ontology annotation, cellular component: RNA polymerase III complex.